Molecule: messenger RNA, 2581 nt
Organism: Puntigrus tetrazona (Sumatra barb)
Lineage: Eukaryota; Metazoa; Chordata; Actinopteri; Cypriniformes; Cyprinidae
Gene: jmjd4
Product: jumonji domain containing 4
Biological process (GO): negative regulation of gene expression; protein hydroxylation; positive regulation of translational termination
Cellular component (GO): nucleus; cytoplasm
Molecular function (GO): sequence-specific DNA binding; histone H4R3 demethylase activity
Source: RefSeq, a predicted model, not a curated record
CACACACAUAUAUAACGUGGCGAUGGCUAAUUAGGGGCAUCGACUUAGAUUUAUUUACAGGCUAUUUAAUGAUAUUUGCUUUUCGUAUUAUACAGCUCUUUUUUACGCACGGAGAAAAGCAAAUCCUUGGGUUGGUGUGCACACGUUUCUUUUCCGGUGGGAAACUAGGUAGACAUGUUCCAAGCCUGGCGCAGAAAAGCUAAUUAUUAUUUAUAAGCAUAUAGAACAAGAUAUUCGACUCGCAUCGAUAAUUUAAACACAUGUAAGCGUGACGUUAAAUCGUCGAUACGUCAGUUGCCCUUCUGCAGCCUAAAAUAGCCACGAAAAGCUGUAAUGGGAGAAGCAUGAGGUUAACAGAAUGUGUUCUGCUAUCAAGUCAGCACCAUUGAGUUUUAUUUUUAACAUUGCAUCAAGCAUGCAAUAACAUGUGGAAACUUCGUGUUAGUGACUAGGUAAGCGUAAAGAAGGCUGAGCUCCAUUCUGACAUGUCAUGGAUAGGGAAACCUUUCAUAACUGCUGCAGUCUGGUCAAAAUGCCCAGGCAGGUCCAGCAGCACUGCUCCUCUCAUUUCAUUGAGUACAUAGAGAGAGAAAUACCCUACUCCAAAUUCUUCAAGAACUACUUGAUCUCGAACCAGCCGUGCAUGUUCUCCAAAAGAUUCACAGAAGACUGGAACUGCAAAAAAUGGGUCACGGCUGAAGGAAAACCUAAUUUGCAAAGACUUCUUCAAGAGUUUGAUGAGACUCCUGUUCCUGUUGCAAACUGCAGUGCGAAAGAAUACAACUCCAACCCAAAGCAGAUCAUGCCUCUUAAGGAGUUUAUCCAGUACUGGAGAGAGUACAUACAGAAUGGCCAUUCUUCACCCAAAGGAUGUCUUUACUUAAAGGACUGGCAUAUGCAACGGAACUUUCCUGAACAUAAUGCUUACAAGACCCCGAUUUACUUCUCUUCUGAUUGGCUGAAUGAAUAUUGGGACACAAUUGAAGUGGACGAUUAUCGCUUUGUCUACAUGGGACCCAAGGGCUCAUGGACACCUUUCCAUGCAGACGUGUUUCGCUCGUACAGUUGGUCUGCCAACAUCUGUGGACGUAAGAAGUGGCUCCUGUACCCUCCCGGCCAAGAGGAGUUUCUGCGGGACUGUCACGGCAACUUGGCCUAUGACGUCACAGCACCCGUACUUCAAGACAAGGGCCUGUAUCCACAGUUCGAAGAGGCCUGUCAGCCUUUAGAGAUCAUCCAAGAAGCUGGGGAGAUCAUCUUUGUACCUAGCGGUUGGCAUCAUCAGGUUUACAAUUUGGAGGAUACCAUUUCCAUCAAUCAUAACUGGCUGAACGGCUGUAAUUUGGAUAUCACGUGGCAGUUUCUCCAAGAAGAGCUUUCUUCUGUCCAGAGAGAAAUCGAGGAAUGGCGUGAUACUAUGGAUACCUGGCAUCAGCAUUGUCAGGUGAUCAUGAAAUCGUGCACAGGAAUCGAUUAUGGGGAGUUCGCCUCUUUCCUUAAGACUAUUGCAAAUAACCGAAUGUUCUUUUUAAAUUCAUGUCCCAGAAAUGCAGAUAGUUGCCAAGAACACCUUGCCGAAAGUCUGUGUGCUUUAGGCCCUCAGCACGCGGCCUUCGACCUUCAGAGAGUAUUGCAUAUAUUUGAGAGCAUGCUUAGCAACGAAGACUUCAAGAGACUAGACCCUUCGGCUCUGAGCUUCAAACCAGAGGAGCUGCUUCAGGAGAUCAGAGAGGCUGUUCGAACUAUUGUAUAAACGCUGUACUGUAUGUGAAAGAUCGGCUAUGGCGGAUGCUCAUAAAUUCUUUUAACAGCACAUUCGUGUUCUUUAAUUAACUGUUCGAUUGUCGUUAUACUUUUAUGACAAACGGUGUUGGGGAGUUACUUUUAAAACGUACUUUAUUGUUAUUUGGCGUUUCAAAAACGAAUAAGCCUCAGGCUAAUCAAUAUCGCUCAACAUGGCAACUUAUUUGAAAAAAGUAACACUAAUAUGGAAAAGUAAUGCAUUACUAGUUACUUGAAAAAGUAACCUGAUUAUUUAACUCGCAUUACCCCAACACUGAUGAAAAAUAGCACGCAAACUUGGACUUCUCUAUUAAAGAUGUCAACAUGCUCCUUCCAGUUCUAUUCAAUUUUAGUAAAACCGAUAAAACCCGUUUAGUAGAGUUUUAUUUAUUUUUUCAGUAAUUGCUUUAUGUUUUACGUAUCAUCAGAAUAAGCUUUGAUUUAUGGUUUGUUAGGAAAGGACAAUAUUUGUCAGAGACGCAGCUGAAGUAUUGAGAAAGUGGCCUUUAAAAAACUGUCCAAAUGAAGUUCUUAGCAAUGCAUACUAAUCAAAAUCAAACGACCUUUACUUAAUAUCCUAUAAAAGAAAAAUCUAUCAUUUUGACCCAUAAAAUGUAUUGUUAAAUAUGUGCAUCUUCUAAUUGUUGGGAUACAUUUCAAAUAUCCAUUUAAUUAAACAACACAACAUUUUUUAAACAUUUUAUUUUAAAGUGUCAACUAAAACACUCAUCGGAUUUCUGUGUGAAAGUUAAAGAUUUCAUUUUUUUUAAAUUAACUAAAUAAAUAUUCGUUCAGGUGA